Molecule: messenger RNA, 845 nt
Organism: Aspergillus piperis CBS 112811
Lineage: Eukaryota; Fungi; Ascomycota; Eurotiomycetes; Eurotiales; Aspergillaceae
Product: oxidoreductase
Exons: 3
Coding region: 42-845 (267 amino acids)
Cellular component (GO): intracellular anatomical structure
Molecular function (GO): oxidoreductase activity, acting on NAD(P)H, oxygen as acceptor
Source: RefSeq, a predicted model, not a curated record
CGGAUCCUUUUGGAUAGAAACAAGAAAGCACAAGCACCACGAUGCCUCUCUAUCAGCCUCCUACGAUGCACGACAACGUGCUUUCUCAAUUUUCUCUGAAAGGUAAAAUCACUGCUGUGACUGGAGGCGCCCGGGGAAUUGGUAUUGAAGUGGUGCGUGGCCUGGCAGAGGCAGGGGCUGAUGUUGCCCUCAUAUACACCUCCAGCGGUAAUGCUCCUGAAAUUGCGGCCAAGAUCGCCACAGAGACAGGUCAGCGAGUGCAAGCCUACCAGUCAGAUGUCACUCGUCGCGACACAAUCGCGGCUACGAUCAAUCAAAUCACCGAAGAGUUUGGUUAUGGGCGCCUGGAUGUUGUUGUUGCGAAUGCCGGUGUCUGCACUAACUGCCCCAACUUGGAGUACACUGAGGAGAACUGGCGCCGUGACAAUGCUGUUAAUUACGAUGGCGCAAUGUGGACAGCCCAGGCAGCGGGCAAAAUUUUCAAGAAGCAGGGGAAGGGUAACUUAAUCAUAACUGCGUCAGUGAGCUCAAUCUUGGUGAAUAUCCCUCAAACCCAGGUUGCCUAUAAUGCUUCCAAGGCAGCGGCCGUGCACCUAGCCAAAAGCCUGGCUGUUGAGUGGACCGAUUUCGCUCGGGUUAACUGUAUCUCGCCUGGUUUCAUCAUGACCAAAAUGCUCACGCAGCAGCCAAAGGAGCUUUUCGACCAGUGGUUGAAGAUGAUUCCCGGCCGCAGAAUCUGUGACCCUGCCGAGUUGAAAGCCGCCUAUGUUUUCCUCGCCAGUGACGCCUGCUGCUACAUGACCGGGUCCAACAUGAUUAUUGAUGGUGGAUAUACUUUGCCUUGA